This is a messenger RNA of Mollisia scopiformis, 153 nucleotides long. RefSeq lists its product as uncharacterized. NCBI's taxonomy places the organism in Eukaryota, Fungi, Ascomycota, Leotiomycetes, Helotiales, Mollisiaceae. The annotation marks the transcript as partial. The record is from RefSeq and is a predicted model, not a curated record. The transcript has a single exon.
CUCGAUUCUGCAAUCCGGAUCCCAAGUCGAGUCAACCGCGGUAGCGAGUCUCUUCUGAUCCAAGAUUCCAUGCUUGGCAGCGGAAAGGGCUUAUUUAUGACCAAAGCUGUCGAAGAAGGAGAUCUGAUAUUCAGCAUCAAGCGACCAUUGCUU